AUGGAACCUCUCCAUCUCCUCCUCUUCGACGGCCUCGUCGAAGCGAUUCCAUCGCGUUCUGGCGCAUCAGCGUCCUGCACGUUGCCUGACUUCGACUAUCGAUUCGCGUGUGUGUCUCAGCGUCUCGCGCGCUAUUUCGAGCUGGCUGCUGGCUGCUGCUGCUGCCGCCGCCGUCGCCGCGCGUCUCGAAAUUCGCCGUGGUUUGUUUCCGUGCCCCGCCCGGCCCGCCCCAGUACUUCUGGAGAAGACGACGUUGUCGUUGUCAUCGGAAGAAUGACGAAGAAGAAGAAGAAGAAGGAGGAUCGGAGAAGGUAG
Caenorhabditis bovis is the source of this 315-nucleotide messenger RNA. NCBI's taxonomy places the organism in Eukaryota, Metazoa, Nematoda, Chromadorea, Rhabditida, Rhabditidae. The record is from the annotation of a GenBank genome assembly.